Ramularia collo-cygni is the source of this 621-nucleotide messenger RNA. RefSeq lists its product as uncharacterized. The record is from RefSeq and is a predicted model, not a curated record. The transcript has a single exon. NCBI's taxonomy places the organism in Eukaryota, Fungi, Ascomycota, Dothideomycetes, Mycosphaerellales, Mycosphaerellaceae. Bases 1 to 621 code for a protein of 206 amino acids.
AUGGCGCCUUCAGACACCAAAGAUCCCUUCCUGCGGGUUCCAUGGAUCGCUAGCCAAAUCGGACGCCCAGAUGUGAUUUGCAGACCCCCCAAAUCUCGCGAACCCAAGGAUACCUCUGAGGACUCGCUGUGGGCUGAGACUCUGAAAGAUUCGCGCACCAUCAACUCGUGCAUCUGCUUCUACCAAAAGCCCGCCAGUGGUGUGGGUCAUGCAGAGGAAGUCAGCACGGCCAUGACCAUUGGAGAUGGCUUAAAUGGACAUCCUGCCAUCCUUCAUGGUGGAAUAACAUCAACAAUGGUGGAUGAGGCCAUGGGCAUGUACCAGAUGAUAAACAAGGAGCUCGCUUAUGAAGCACAAGUUCAGAGCGGAAAGGUAGAUGGCGAGUUGCCUCCGGUUGUUUUGCAUGCCUUUACGGUAGAGCUUAACAUCAAGUAUCUACGCACUGUGCAAACUCCAGGAAACGUGGUUAUAACCGUCAAGAGGGUGAAGGUGGAAGGCAGAAAGGAAUGGCUAGCAGCGGAACUGAAGCAGUGUACGGAACAUGGAGCUGUUGAGGUAUGCGCAACGGGAGAGGCACUCUUCAUCACACCACGAGUGUCACCACGACCGUCCAAGAUUUGA